AGAGAGAGCAAGGGGUUUGGUAUAUAUUUUGUUCUCUCAUAACAAUUAGCAAAAUAUAUUUAACUUUUCCCCUCCCACCCCAACCCCACCUCCAAACCUCACAAAUCUCUGUAAAAUUCAUUUUCUCAGUAAACAAAAACAAAACAAACAAUCAAACCCUAACUAGUUUUUAUUAUACCCUUUCUUUCAAAAAAAAAAAAAAAAAACGAAGACCCCCCCAAAAAACAGAAACCCUAGUCCUUUCUUUUUUCCCAUUUUCUUUUGAUUUUUGGGGCUUUUCCUUUUCGGGAUUGAAUUCGGAGCAAUUCUAAGCUUGCGAAUUCGGCCUGUAAUGUCCGCUUGAUUAGUUGAUUCAAUUCGAGCUUUCUUAUUAGGGAGGCUUGGAAUUUUGGGGGGGGAUUUGGGAUUAGGGUUGACGUUGAAAUUGGUUGGUUCGUGAAAUUUCGAAGAAGAAGAAGAAGAAGAGGAAGGAAGAUAGCUUAGCUAUGGAAGGCAUACCGCACCCAAUUCCUCGGACUGUUGAGGAAGUCUUCAGCGAUUUCAAAGGCAGGCGCAACGGCUUGAUUAAGGCCCUCACUUCUGACGUCGAGAAGUUUUACCAGCAGUGUGACCCCGAGAAGGAGAAUUUGUGUCUGUAUGGACUUCCUAACGAGGCAUGGGAAGUUAACCUGCCUGUUGAAGAGGUGCCUCCAGAGCUUCCGGAGCCAGCCUUGGGCAUAAAUUUUGCCAGGGAUGGUAUGCAAGAGAAAGACUGGUUGUCAUUGGUUGCAGUUCACAGUGAUUCAUGGUUGCUUGCUGUUGCAUUCUAUUUUGGUGCACGCUUUGGUUUUGGUAAGAAUGAAAGGAAGAGGCUUUUCCAGAUGAUAAAUGAUCUUCCUACCAUAUUUGAGGUUGUCACAGGUACUGUCAAGCAACCAAAGGACCAACCCGGUACUCAUAACAACAGCAGCAAAAGCAAAUCAAGUGGCAAGUCUCGGCAAUCUGAGUCCCAGACCAAGGGAGUUAAGAUGUCUCCACCGCCAAAGGAGGAAGAUCAUGAAAGCGGCGGAGAAGAAGAAGAAGAAGACGACGAGCAGGGUGCUACUUGUGGGGCUUGUGGGGAUAACUAUGGUGCAGACGAGUUCUGGAUUUGUUGCGAUGUGUGCGAGAGAUGGUUCCAUGGAAAGUGUGUGAAGAUUACACCUGCGAAGGCUGAACACAUCAAGCAGUACAAAUGCCCAGGUUGCAGUAGCAAGAGGGCUAGAGUUUGAAUUUGGAGGCUGAUACCCGAAAGCGGACAAGAUUUACUUCAAUUGCAAUUGGGAACUAAAACAGAGUCAGUUGUCAGUUGUCAGUUUUUAGUUAAUGAAAUUUGAAUGACUUGAGACGGCAUUCCAAGUUUUGAAACUACUCCUGUUUUUAUGUUCUGUCUAAUUUUCUAAGGAAUUUGUUUCUAAUAUGGAUAGUGAGUUGCAUCCUUAUGAGUACACACUAAUGUGUUUAUAUGAUUAUGAACCA
Molecule: messenger RNA, 1497 nt
Organism: Morus notabilis
Lineage: Eukaryota; Viridiplantae; Streptophyta; Magnoliopsida; Rosales; Moraceae
Product: PHD finger protein Alfin1
Exons: 5
Coding region: 486-1250 (254 amino acids)
Biological process (GO): regulation of DNA-templated transcription
Cellular component (GO): nucleus
Molecular function (GO): histone binding; transcription cis-regulatory region binding; transcription coregulator activity
Source: RefSeq, a predicted model, not a curated record